Messenger RNA from Talaromyces proteolyticus, 1377 nucleotides. RefSeq lists its product as uncharacterized. Gene Ontology annotation, biological process: regulation of exit from mitosis; maintenance of rDNA. The transcript has 2 exons. The record is from RefSeq and is a predicted model, not a curated record. The coding region runs from base 1 to 1377 and encodes 458 amino acids. NCBI's taxonomy places the organism in Eukaryota, Fungi, Ascomycota, Eurotiomycetes, Eurotiales, Trichocomaceae.
AUGCCCCGACUCGUGCGUCGCCGGCCGCUCUCUGAGCGCAUUGCCGGCUUUUUUAACCCUUGGGAUUUUCUGCUAUGGAUAUCGGAGGAGGUUGACUCUAGUGACUGGGAUCAGCUCGAAAAGGACUGGGCCUUGCCGCUCGGUUUUGCGUUGAAUUUUGUCUUCUUGAUCGCCAGAGCAAAUAGCGUCACCCGAAUCAGUCGGGCAGACGCUGAUAUAUUCGGCGAUGGCAACGGUGGAUUAUCCUGGCUGAGCUGGUUGGCCUCGUUUUUUGUGCAUAUUCUCGCUUUGUUCUCCGUGACAAAUGCCGUGUAUACCUUCUGGCGAAAACGGCGAUACCGUCUUUUCGAGUCUUCAAUCGAUAAAGUACCAGCUACACCCUCUGCGCAACGAGUUCAAGUGUCCUCCGCUCCGAUGUCAACAUCUCCUAUUCGCUUCCUAUCAAAUAUCUUGACCGGUGAAUCCGCCGAGUCGCGACGUCAUCCUGACCCGAAACGUGAUGUGUGGGAGAUCGCUGUUUGGGAUCCCUUUCCGUUAUCACUUCGUCUGUUCUGUUCGUUUAGCCCGGGCCAUGUGCUUGUGUACUGGCUCUUUCUGCCCACACUUUCUUCUGAUCCUCGGCCGAGCGUUACAAUAUUUACCACGAUUAUUCUCGCGCUUUUACUCUCCGUGCAAAUGUCAUUCCUUUCGACUUCAUUCUCCCAGCAAGCCAAGGACUCAACCUUGGUUCAUAAAGAGGUGUUACAUGAAUACGAUACGAAAUUCGUUCAUCCCCGAACUCACCCGCUUAUGAGGGAUGUUGGUACUCAAUUUUCUGAAGAGUAUGCCACACAACCGGGUCCGGAUGAUCAAUACAACCAAGUUGAACUUUGGACACCGACACAUGUCAUAAAUCGGGGAUUUAAGACAAGCCCGAAUCCAAAUUACCUCGGUCAUGUUGACCCCGACUCAGCAAAUAAACAAUCAUCACCUUCUCGACGACAGUCAUUCAUGCCAUCUAACCCAUCAAGCGGCAUUCAUACACCUAGCCAUCUACGCGAUGCGUCUCCAGUUAUCCAAAACAACCCGUCAAACAUGCGCCAGCCUCAUUUCAGGCAGCCAACAGCGUCCGUUGCUGUAGGUGACGGUGGUAGCCUUGGUGUCUACUCUCACGCCAAUUCUCCUCUUAGGAAAUCCGCGUCAGCGAACUUUAUCAGAGACCGGCCAGGGGCAGACAAUAAUCUCAAGGAUAGAUUUGCUCUAUUAAGCCCUGCGAAGAGAGGUUCAAGUCCAUUGAAACGGACAAGCACCCCGGGUGGAUUGAGUAGUGCAGCCGGUCCACAGCAGCGAUGGGGACAUAUUACCGAGGGAAGUCGAAGAGAAACAGGCUACUUUUGA